Molecule: messenger RNA, 179 nt
Organism: Symbiodinium necroappetens
Lineage: Eukaryota; Dinophyceae; Suessiales; Symbiodiniaceae
Source: the annotation of a GenBank genome assembly
GGCCGCCACCGGCUCGGUGGUUUCGCCGCGCCUCCCAGCAGCUGCGGCCUCGUUCCGCUGGGCGGCCCUGUCAAGGCAUCGACGAAAGGCUUGCAAUGGGAUGUGGAGGAUGCAGAUCUGGAGUGGGGCGGUCUCAUCAGCACCAGCAACUGCUUGGACUCGAAUGGCGAUGGCUUCGU